AUGAAUUAUCCGCGAAAAAAAAUCUGCCUAUCAUUGGUCUUGAGGGCCAAGGAAGAACGUCGCAACAGAUUCGGCGUAAAUUCCUUGGACUAUGAUCCUUAUCAAAAAAGACUGUACACUGCUGGCCGGGACUCUGUAAUCCGUGUAUGGGACACAAAGCGCCAAUCAGUAAGUGAAGAUCCUUAUAUCCAAAGCAUGGAACACCAUGCUGAUUGGGUAAAUGACAUUGUUUUGUGUUGUGAUGGGGAGUACCUCAUAUCUGCAUCUAAUGACACGACUGUCAAGGUUUGGAACGCCCGAACUGGAUUUUGCAUGUCGACUCUUCCCACACACAAGGACUACGUUCUCGUGCUGGCCUAUGCACAGCACAGGGAAGAAGUGGCAAGUGCCGGGUUAGAUCACGCCAUAUUCCUCUGGGAUGUCAACACUUUGCGAAACUUGACACCGAAAAACAACACAGAUAGCAUUUAUAGUCUGGCUAUGGACCCUGCCGGGUCAAUUCUUGUUGCUGGGAGUCCCGACAAACUUAUUCGCAUGUGGGAUCCGAGAACUUGUCAGCCUAUUGGCCAACUACACGGUCACACUGAUAAUGUCCGUGCUCUACUUAUUCGUCCAGAUACUCAGGAAAUAUUAUCUGGCAGCUCUGAUGGAACCAUCAAACAGUGGUCUGUGGGGAUGCGAAGAUGCACGGAAACUAUUCGUCGCCACACGGAAGGUGUUUGGACUCUGCAGACUAAUUCGUCUUGGACUGAGGUAUAUUCGUCUGGAAGGGAUAAAAAUAUAUUUGCAACUACCCUUCGUAAUACUGAUGAGUCUUUUCUUAUUGGCAGGGAAUCUGACCCUGUGUUGAAGGUACGUUGCCUUUCAGCAUUUCCUUAUAGUUUCUGUCAAUGGCGGGUGUUAUUGUCACCGAUUUUUUACAUUUUUAUGCGAAAUUGUCCCUUAGGUGGUUACCCCAUUGUUCAGUACCACAUUUGCAGCGAGAAGCGGUUCAUCGUCACCCGCGACGCCAACAAUCACGUCAGUAUCUACGACGUGUUGCAGGCGAAGAUCGUUCAGAAUUUGGGUGUCGUGGAUUUCGAAAACGUUGUUAAAGAGCGCGAGAAGUUCAUCUACGUCCCUAAUUGGUUUUCGGUUGAUCUGCGCUGUGGCUUUCCCAUCAUUCACCUGGACAGUGCCGAUGCACUUUCCGCUCACGUCACACUGAAGGACGCCGGUUUCACAAACCCCGACGAUUCUUUCGACCAGAAAAUCAACUACGGUCAACUGCUGCUUCAGGCAAUUUUCGAAAGCUGGCCGAAAACCCAACUCUGUGGUGAUGAUCACUCAAAUAUGGCACGGGGAUAUGUCUCACUUGAGGCGGCGGCUGCUGCGGGCGGCGGGGCUCCGGAGACACGCGACUCCGCGGCCACGCAGUUCAUGGCGACUAACGUGACCUUCGUGCCCGCACAGGCCCCGCCCGGCACCACGCUGAUGGACCUCACGGCGGUCGCGAACGCCGCCUUCAAGGCCACCUCCACCCCCGAGGACAUCAUCCAGAUCUGGUGUGGAGACCACGUGCGUUCCCCCCGCCCUGUUUUUGUGCUUGAUUUUCGGUGUCUCUGGAGUAAUACCUGUGCCCGCUGUGUCUUUCAGCUGCUCGACCCGGACAUGAAUCUGCGGACUGUGCGCCACUUCUACUGGAAGCAGCCGGGCGAACUCGUUCUCACCUACUCCAUCAUCAAGGAGCCGCUGUGA
Molecule: messenger RNA, 1737 nt
Organism: Mesocestoides corti
Lineage: Eukaryota; Metazoa; Platyhelminthes; Cestoda; Cyclophyllidea; Mesocestoididae
Source: the annotation of a GenBank genome assembly